Aspergillus nidulans FGSC A4 is the source of this 1773-nucleotide messenger RNA. RefSeq names its product FAD-dependent oxidoreductase. The transcript is spliced from 3 exons. The record is from RefSeq and is a predicted model, not a curated record. The coding region runs from base 1 to 1773 and encodes 590 amino acids. Gene Ontology annotation, molecular function: FAD binding; flavin adenine dinucleotide binding; oxidoreductase activity. NCBI's taxonomy places the organism in Eukaryota, Fungi, Ascomycota, Eurotiomycetes, Eurotiales, Aspergillaceae.
AUGCACAUCUCGUGGCCCCCUGUCAUAUUGUCCUUGUUGCUACUGGCCAUCUCGUUCAAAUCUACUACAUCUGCACCCGACCCUUCCCAUCGAAAGUGCCGGUGCCUGCCCAACGAUCCAUGUUGGCCAUCCGCGCAGACCUGGAGUUCAUUCAAUCAGAGUGUCAAUGGACACCUAAUUAGUCUUCGGCCCAUCGGCGCCGUCUGCCAUGGCCACGAGUUCAACGAGGCCGAAUGCGCUUUGGCCCAGCAAAACACCUACAAUGCGCAGUGGCGGGCUUCGCAACCAGGUGCACUGCAAUCAACAAACUGGGAGAGCAGGAGCCAAACCCUGCUGGACUGCGACCUCAACUCUCCCCGCGAAGCCCCCUGCACCCAAGGCCGGAUCCCCGUCUACACUGUGUUGGCCGAAUCAGCAGAAGAGAUUCAAACGGCCGUUCGCUUUGCAAGGGACCAAAAUCUCCGCGUUGUUAUCAGGAACACAGGCCAUAACGCACUCGGACAAUCUUCCGGCCCGGGUUCCUUGCAGAUAAACACCAGCCGACUCAAGAGAAUUGAGCCGGUGCCUGACUUCAUUCCACAAGGGAUUGGUGCGUCAGUGGGACAAGCGGCGACUCUUGGGGCGGGUGUUCUCGCACUGGAGGUAGCGCAGGUUGGGCUGGACCAGGGAUUCACUUCCAUUAUGGGGCUGUGCAAUACCGUCGGUAGUGUCGGGGGCUUUAUACAAGGCGGGGGAGUUUCAUUACUUGGACCCCUAUAUGGGAUGGGCUCAGAUAAUGCGGUGGAGUUUAAUGUUGUCACGGCUGAGGGUGAUCUCGUUGUCGCCAAUGCCUUCCAAAAUGCAGAUCUCUUCUGGGCCCUCCGCGGCGGAGGCGGCGGUACCUUUGGAAUCGUAGUCAACACCACCAUACGCGUCUUCGGCGACGUCCCAGGCAUUGCCUUUUCCCUGUACGCCCAGAUCUCGCGGCAGGACCCAAGAUACCCCGACUCAGUGAAGGCCAUCUUCGACAUUACCAGACAGAUCGUAGGUAUAUUUCCAGCACUGAGGCGGGCAGACGACGCAACAAGCGGCUAUGUCACUCCAGACAUCACACUGAAUAGCACAACCGUGCAAGUCCUAUCCGAGAUCCUGUUCCCAAAUACCACGAAUAUAGACUCCAUUAGACAGCGGCUGAGACCUCUAAUGGCCGCACUUGACGACCUGGGGUUCUCUCCCGUGUAUACGACGACUCUAACCGCGUUCCCUGGACUCUCGACGUUCUUUAAUCUGACGCGAUUGAUUCCGGCAACGGGACGCCUUGAGGGGUCUGUCAUGGUGUCUGAGAGGCUGCUUCUCUCCCGCAACGGCCCGUCUCGCAUUCUAGAUGUUACUUUAGGCCAUGCCUACGUCAACGGCGACCAGCUUGAGUUCUUCAUGUCUGCUGGCGGUCAGGUCAAAAAGAACAAGGGUGUCAUCGACAGCGGCCUCAAUCCAGCAUGGCGGGAAGCUGGAAUGCUGGUCAGCCUUCGUCGGAUCUUGCCAACUAGCUCUGCGACGAAACGCUUUGCCAAUAGCCUCUUGCCGGCUCUGCGCAGGAUCGAGACGCCAAGAUUGGGGUCGUAUAUCAAUGCUGCUGAUCCGGAUGAGCCGGGGUUUCAGAGGGCGUUCUGGGGAAGUAAUUAUGAAAGGCUGUAUCAAAUCAAGCAGAAAUGGGACAGGGACGGGCUGUUUGUCGUUAAUUCUGGGGUUGGGAGUGAAGAUUGGGGUGCGGAGCAGAUAUGUCGGGUUAGAUAG